This is a messenger RNA of Dimorphilus gyrociliatus, 2069 nucleotides long. Lineage: Eukaryota; Metazoa; Annelida; Polychaeta; Dinophilidae. The record is from the annotation of a GenBank genome assembly.
UGGAGAGAAAAACUCUACCGCAUAACUUUUCACGGAAGAGCUCAAGCGUCGUCGCGGAAUGGAAAGACGAUCAAUGCGAACUUUGAAGAACGUCUUCCUUAUCAUUAUUUUACUUGUAAUAUUGGAUUUUCGAAGCAGUCUAUGAGGGGAAAGGAAAAUUGUGCAGCCUCGUCCUGUACGGCGUCGUGUUUUAGAAGGACGGGGUGUUGAAUUGACGCCUAACGAAGUGGACAAAAGAGACGGGAAGCGGCCGUCUACUUUGCGGCGUCCCUUUCCGUUUUGUCCCACAACUUCAUCUAUUUGCAAAUUUUUCCCUUAUUCUCGUCAUUCUAACACUUUUACACAUUCACAAACUCGUUGUCUAUUUCUCUUUUCUUGCCUUUUCGCUCCGGCAUUCAUUAACAGGUCUAGUACUUGUCUAUAGACGCCCUCGGCGGCGUCUAUAAGCGUCUACUUUUCUUCAUCUUUCGCGUAAUACCGGAUAGGAUGUGAUUGAUGGCCGAUGGACGUUUUUAUCCCUCACAGCCGCCGCUAAUCCCAACGCAAAGCGUCUCUACAAGUCUCUGUUCAAGUUGAGUGGAUAUAACAAAUUAAUCCGACCAGUUUUGAACAACAGCGAUAAAUUAACUGUGAAAUUAGGCUUACGCCUCUCUCAGCUUAUCGAUAUUGACGAGAAGAAUCAAAUCAUGACUACGAACGUCUGGUUAACUCAGGAAUGGUACGAUCAUAAACUGCAAUGGAAGCCGGAAGCUUACGGUGGCGUUGAUAGAUUAUACGUCCCUUCAGAUGAAAUCUGGCUGCCUGACAUUGUUCUUUAUAAUAAUGCCGAUGGCAAUUAUGAGGUGACUUUAAUGACCAAAGCAACUUUAUUUGCAAAUGGUACUGUUCAUUGGGAACCGCCUGCCAUUUAUAAAUCGUCAUGCCCUAUUAACGUCGAGUUUUUUCCAUUUGAUGAGCAACUGUGCACCUUAAAAUUUGGUAGUUGGACAUACGACGGUUUGCAAGUUGAUUUAGAUCACUUAUCCGUACCGGAACCAGUCGAAAGGAUCGAAGAAGGAAUUGAUUUGCAGGAUUUUUAUAGGUCAGUCGAAUGGGAUAUUCUUACUGUACCAGCAAAGAAAAAUGAGAAAAAGUAUCCAUGCUGUGCUGAAAUAUAUCCGGAUAUAACUUUUAACAUAACCAUAAGGAGGAAGACGCUCUUUCACACAGUCAAUCUAAUCAUCCCCUGCGUGGCCAUUAGUUUUUUGACGGUACUCGUUUUUUACUUACCGUCAGAUAGUGGGGAAAAAAUAGCUUUGUGUAUCUCUAUCCUUCUCUCGUUAACCGUCUUUUUCCUCCUAUUGGCCGAAAUCAUACCUCCAACAUCUCUUGUGGUACCACUUAUAGGGAAAUAUCUCCUAUUUACAAUGAUUCUCGUCACGCUAUCGAUUAUAGUAACAGUAAUCGUGCUCAACGUUCACUUCCGGUCGCCUUCCACGCACACGAUGAGCCCUUGGGUGCGUAAGGUCUUUCUCAACAUCUUACCGCGCCUCUUGAUGAUGGAAAGACCAAAUAUGGAAAGAGAUAGACUCAGAGCUGCAGUUUACAGGACCUGCAACGGUUUCGAGACAAUCGACUUUAGUCAGGAGAUAGGAGGAGAAUUUACUCCAGAAGUACGACAAGCCAUAGAUGGAGUGAGAUAUAUUGCCGAACAUUUACAACGAGAAGACGAAGCGUCAAACAUAAAAGAGGAUUGGAAAUACGUCGCUCUCGUGCUCGACCGCCUUUUCUUAUGGAUUUUUACAACCGCCUGCGUAGUUGGAACGUUUGGUAUCAUAUUGCAAGCCCCGGCGCUGUACGACCGUAGUAGACCCCUAAAAGCAGCUGGUAUCGAGGGAAAAUCAACUGAAUUCGAUGAGAUAAUCAAGUCGACCGGUUAAGGACGGAGAUUGACAUGAAACUUAAGUGCGUAAAGAAAACGAGUGGGAAAAAAAGGGGGAAGAGAGAGGGGAAAAAAAUAGAGAUAGCGCUUUAAACUUGCGUUUGUGCCGCCAUCUCUAGCAGAACAUAUAUAUUUAUAUAUAUAUAUA